UGGUGUUUGAAGGGUGUUUGGUUGAGUUGUUGAUGGACGUCUUAAACAUAAUUUACGUGAUAUUUUUUGCAUGGUAUUGAUUUGAUGCUGAUGUUUACGAUCGAUGAUAUUAAUAAUUUCACAACGGAGUUAAAAUAAUAGUGCCAUUAGAAAUGUUUAUCUGGGAAAAUUAGUUUUUGUUCUCAUCUCGUCACGCACGUCAGUUCCCUAUGGAAAUCUGUCAAGAUCACGCACAUUGACCAUGCAAGAACGAAAUUGAUAACAGUAACAGCAGCUAAAAUCCCACCGGAUUCUGACGCGAGAUUGAUCUUAAUAUGGAGACAGUAUCGCCAGUGGCUCAGGAUGACAGUUCAGGAGCCAAUCCAAAUAGUGUCAAGAGUGAAGACAGCAGCCCACAACAUGAAAGUGGCCGGGGCUCGCCACCGCCCAACUGUGCAAUAUGUUUAGGCACCUGCAAGAACAAAUCCUUCACAGACUCAUGUCUACAUCAAUUCUGCUUUACGUGUCUUCUCACAUGGAGUAAAGUCAAAGCAGAGUGUCCCUUAUGCAAGCAGAACUUUAAAUCAAUCAUUCACAAUGUGCGUUCUAAUCAUCAAUAUGAGGAGUAUAUGGUGGAACAGAGGGAGACGGAAGAGGACACCAUCGCUAGAUUUGAUAUUGACAAUACGAUAACACAAGCCACAAGGCGCUUUAGAUACAGGACAACGCUAACACUGCCGCGUCGCGACUCGCUGGCGAUCCAGCAGCUGCUGCUGCAGGCGGCGGCGCCGCUGCCCCCGCGCGGGCCGCGGCGCCGCUCGCCCGGCUCGUUCCGGCGCACCGUGUACAGGCACAACCUGUACGCCAGGCCGCUGCCCGACUUCACCGGCCGGUUCAGGGACUGCUCGCCUCAGUUCUACAGGUACAAUGACACCCAGAUGCAUCGAUUAGUGCCUUGGCUCAAUCGAGAACUCCACUACUUAUUGAAUGAAAAUAUAGGACACAUUUCAUAUGUGAUAACACGUAUAUUAGAAUUACUUCCGCAGUACCACAUCAACUCACCAGAAUUUAGAGCCGCUGUGCAGCCUUAUUUUAGAGAUAGAACGGAACAUUUUCUCCACGAGCUAUACUGCUUCGCCUCCACACCUUACGAUAUGACGGGCUACGACCGCAACGUCCAGUACACCACAGACACCAGAAUAUCUACCAUGAUCAACGAAGUAAUUUCCAGCUCUGAAUCUGACGCCAGUGUUGAUUCAGACAUCGUUAUGGUGUCGAGUUCAGAGCCCGCGGAGGCUCCUCCCGGCCCCUCUAGAGUAGCCGGCCCUUCUAGAGUCCCACAGCCCGUUUAUCCCCAUAAUUACAUAGCGGAGCCGAGCGUGAUUCCCAUCGAGACCAUAUCGCAUUCUGAUACGGACGACGACUCAUCCGAAGUGAUGGUCGUAGGCUACAUCAAACCACCGCAAGACCGAACGCCGGAAGUCGUCGACUUGCUCGGUUCGGAUAGCGACGUGAUAGUUCAGGACACCACGCCGCCGCCGCAGCCGGCUCCCAGCGCGGAGCAGGAGCCCGGCGCGGGCUCGCUCGUCAAGCUGAUCCUCAAACGGCACAUGGCGGCCAACGAGGACUCCAGCGACAACGACAGCACGUACCGGCCGCGGCCGCGCUCGCGGCGGCGGCGGCGCUCCGGCGACACCGCCACCACCAGCGACACGUGGCGCUCCACGCCCGAGCCGCCGCGCGAGCCCUGGCUGCCGCAGCUGGCCCAACUCGGCAACUCCACCAGCGACAGCAUGUCCUCCGGAACCGCCACCACCCCCUCCUCCAAGUCGUCGAGCGAAGCCCUCUUCACCGACUACUCCAGCUCGUCCUCCCUAUCCAGUGACGACAGAAGAAGUAGACCUGUCAAAAAGAAAACUAAGAGAAAGAGCCGCAGGGAGACCGCCUCUAAAGAAAAAAAGAAAAGUAAAAAACGAACUUCGCGUCCACGUAAAGAUAAGGUUGGGGUAGAUAAAGAUAAAAAGAGUAAACGUAAAACUAGUUCGGGGAAAGGUGUUAAAUCGUCAAAGAAACAUGCUUUGCCCGAAGCUGGUGCUCCAGAAGAACGGCCGCCAGUCACGGAAGAGCAGCCUAGUACUAGUGGCACGUCUAAUAGCCAUAAAAGUCGGAGCGACCGCAAAAGAAGACGCUCGAGUCGUUCGAGCCGCGAGAAUAAAAGACUGAAAAGUGUUGUAAAUGUAAUUAAUAAGAAAACGUUAGAAGAGCCAAGUUCGAGUUCGACGUCAUUAAGUAGUGCUGUGAUUAAUCCUAACUCUACCUCUGUCAAUCCCAGCAGUACGCCUCCGUUAGACGUGGAUUUACCUGAACUGCAGUCCAGUUCUGUAGCCGUAGCAACAAAUGACUACACAGAUUCAGACUGUGAUGACCUUCCUCUGAAUUUAUCAGUGCAAAAAACAUUUCAUUACUUGUAGCCCGCCACUGCUACUGAAAUGUGAUAUGUAGAAUAAAAAAUAUUACAAGUGCCAGAAAACCAAAUCGGGAAUGCAACUGCUGGCACAGCCGUGUAUAAACAUGUUUGUAUGUUUCUUGAAUUGGAUUCGGAAUAUUUAUUGUAUUAAUUGUACAUGAUGAUCUUUUGUUUGUAUAAAAAUAUAUAUUGUACUUUCAUUUGUUGAAGUAUUUUUAUAAAUUGCGUUCACAAUAGGAAGUUUAGUUCGUAGUAAUUAUUAUAUAGCUCACUUACACCAUACCAUACCUAAGAUGUCAAGUGAGUUUCUUUUUAAGGCUGUUGAUUCUCGAUGUGUAGUUAACUCAUGGGUUAGAAAAGAGGAACUGUCGGUAGACAGUCACAUGUUGAUAUUUAUUUGGUUCGAUGAUGUUUGCUGACUUUACGGUGUGUAAGUGAGCUAGCAUAAGCGGCAUUUAAAACAGCGACCAACCCUUGUGAUUUGACGCCAUAUUUAAAUAAGGAAUACUAUUGAUUCCUAUUGUAAAAUUAUGAGAGAUAGUUGCAGUGUACAGUCUGCUUAAGUUUUAGAACAAUAUUGUCGUUUAUGAUUCCACACAGUACCAGUAGCGUGCUUAUAGGUUCUAAGGAAAUACCAACAGAUUGGUUCUGUGGUUUAUAUCUUGUAAUUUCGGCGAAAUUAAUGAUUUGUUUUAAUGUUUGUAGUGUAUUUGAAUUAUAUAAUAAUUUAAAUUGAAAUAUUGAUUACAGUUUAUUAAUGAACCAGGCAUACCUUUUAUUAUUUGUUAGCAUAAUUUUUGCCACUAGCCAAUCAUGAAAUUGGCUAUCAAAAGUUAUAUUUAAAUUACCUCCAGAGUGGAUUAACGAAUAGAAGAAGGGGAAUAGUCUCCGGUCUGUGUACUUAUUAAAACAGUUAAAAGACGUGCACAGGAUGGCGAAAGAAGCGGCAUGCGGCGGCAAGCGAAUAUAAAAAGUGAUAAAUAUAUAUAUACGGGACAAACUACACAGACUGAGUUAGCAUCAAAGUAAGUUUGAAACUUGUGUAACGAGAUACUUACUCAACGAUACUAUAUUUUACUGAUAAUUAAUACUUAUAUGGAUAAACAUCCAAGACCCAGGCCAAUAAGAAAAAGUUAAUUUCUUAUAAUGAGCCCGGAUUCGAACCCGGGACCUCAAAUGUCACACUCAACGCGCACUACCGCUGCGCCAAAGAGUCCGUCGAUGACACAGUGAUUGGUUCGCCAGCGAUACUCUUCUAUAAAGCGACUGACGCUACAACUAGAAAACACGUAAUGUUUCCAGAUAGAAAUCUCAUAAAUAGUCGAUAGAAUUCAAAAAAUAAAACUGCGUGUGAUAAGUUCUUAUUUACAGGAAAUGUAGAUGUCUUCUUCCUUCUGGCGUCAGACCCGGUUACUUCGUCACCACUCCGGAGAGGAGCCCGGGGUUCGCCUUUAACCAUAUAUCCGGAAUUGGGUUAGUCAGGUUUUUACACGAAGCGAAUCUCGUCUGACCUCCACAACCUUUGCAGGGGAACCUAAGUCACGCCGGUUUCCUCACGAUGAUUUCCCUCAUUUUAGUGAGCAUCGGUUAACUCAAACUAAUGUACAUAAAUCCUAUGUAGAUGAGUCUUUGGUGGGACGUGGCCGAGGUAGGAUUUGAACCAUACUCAUUACUUGCACAUUUUACCAUUUUACCAAGGCGGGUUCUAAAUAUUGUUUUAAUUCUACUUAUGUUGUAUACUUAAAAUUGUGAAAACAUUUUAUAUUUAUUGCCAAAAAAUUUUAAAGGCAUGCCUUGUGUUCACAAUGUACUACGACAAAUGUAAAGUGUUUCUAGCCUUUUUUUUUGUUUCUUCCUUGCAUAUUUUUCUGUUUAUUGAAAGACUUAUUUUAAAUGUAAAUAUGAAUUAAAAUACAUUGUACAGCCAAAAGCACAUUAACAAAAUCAAAUCUUAAAUAUUUAUACAAAAAAGGCUUCAUAGAAAAGGAUUAUACUUUUCUGAUUAUCGUUGAGGUAGGUAACCUUUCUAGACCAGUGGUACCUACAUUACAAAUCAGUCCAUAUAAAUUAUCAUAUGUAUCUGCUUUGGGUAAAUUAGAUUCGAAGAAAUGCUUUAUGCAAUUGACUGUACGAUAUAUGAAUGGUUUGUUGUAGGCUUCCUUUUUGUAACCAAUCAUGAACGAAUUAUGUCCUUGAAGAACAAUAAGUACUUUAUGGCAUGUUACCGUGGCUGGAAUGGUUUGUAAUAAAUGUACAAUAUUCAAUAAUACUGUCUCUCAUUUACAAACCCCAAUUGGAAAUACUGUCAUUUGCGUAAUGGAAAUAAGAAAUAAAAGUAAAUAUUUAUAUAUUAUUGCAAUAUAUUUUCUCUUUUUUUCCAUAAAAUAUAACUUACAAUUCGUCGAAUACAGAACUUGAUUGGUAAUCGUAUUUAAAUAUUGUACAUACGAAUACAACUUGACAAAAAGGGGACUGAAGUGGUGCAGAUUGAACUUAAUUUAAAAAAGUAAUAAUGUCAUAGACAAUUAAAAAAGAAAUAAGAAAGAAAUGAGUAUAAGCAAGUGGAAACAUGAAAUCUUUAUCGUAUAACCCCGAAAUAAUGUAUAAAUUUUAUUUUCGUUUAAUAAGACCAUAUCAGUUUGAGGCACGUUUUGCCAAGCUGUACAUCUUAUUUAUUUUUUAAAACCAUUAUUAUUUAUUAAUUAUAAUUCGAAAUCAAGUUCUAUACAUCGGCAUAUCUUACAAUGUUAGGUAACAAUACACAUUAUAUGCGAUGGUAACGCGUUUACACGUUAUGGCUACAGAUGUACUUUGUGCUGUCUUCAUAUACCUAGUUGAUAAAAGCGAUUUUAUCUCGGGAGAAAUUAAAACACAUGAAUAUUAAAUAAUUAUGCGAUUUGAAAAAAAGUAAAACUUAUUAUUUUGAUUAUACAUUCACGCAUCACUUGUUCAGUAAUGUGUAAAAUUACUAUUAUAGAAAAUAUCAUAACAUUCACAUUAGUAAAAUUGCAAUUAUGGGCCUGAUCUUAGUUUUAGAACUUAUAAAUAAAAUUGUUUCCUUUAAAUUAAAUCAAAAUUUAACUUACAAUAUGUCAAAGCUUUCAAUCCACUGCGUUAACAUUAGACAUUUUAAAAAAUCCAGUUAUUACAAUGCAGGCACUUAAUAACGUAAAUCGCCAGGUAUAUUAUUUUCUUCCUCCAAGAUUAAAGCGCUUAAUUAUAUAACAUGAUAAGGCAACAACAUUGCGGGGUAAUAAGGCGGUUUACAAACUAUUCCACCUCUUACUUAAUUUUAUUAAGCAAUCUUUCUAUUACUGGUGUGCUACACACGUCAAUCACAAAUAAGGUCCACACUAGAUAAAUCUCCUAAGCUUCAUAAACAUGAUAAAAAUUUUGUACAUACAUAAUUCUAUUCAACACACAAACAUAUAGCUCACGCGAAAAA
Molecule: messenger RNA, 5891 nt
Organism: Amyelois transitella
Lineage: Eukaryota; Metazoa; Arthropoda; Insecta; Lepidoptera; Pyralidae
Product: E3 ubiquitin-protein ligase Topors
Exons: 5
Coding region: 315-2450 (711 amino acids)
Biological process (GO): protein polyubiquitination; protein monoubiquitination
Molecular function (GO): metal ion binding; ubiquitin protein ligase activity
Source: RefSeq, a predicted model, not a curated record